AUGCUAACACGGUUCAAAGUUGUCCGCACUCCCGAAGAAGCCGCAAAGACUUCAAGAGCGCCUUACGAUUACGUCCUUCUGUGCAUCAAGGCACUCCCAGACGUGUACGAUAUUGCAUCAAUCAUCGAGUCGGUCGUCGCUCCUCAGCAUACAUGCAUCCUGAUCAACACAACACACUCGCUUGGUGUCGAGUCAUAUCUCGAGCAAAGAUUCCCUACAAACGUGGUUCUGUCUCUUGUCGCUGGCGCCGAGCUUUCACAAGUGGGCGCAAGCGAGUUCGAACACAAGGGCUCGGCCGACAUCUGGGUCGGGCCUGCCAACAGAAACCCGUCGAUUCCUGCUUCGAUACAAUCAGACAUGGCCGAAGCAUUGGCCAUGACAUUGAGCUCAGGUCAGGUGGACUGCAAGGUGUCGACUAACAUUAGGCAACAACAGUACGAGCGCAUGAUCGGGUAA
Aureobasidium musti is the source of this 456-nucleotide messenger RNA. Lineage: Eukaryota; Fungi; Ascomycota; Dothideomycetes; Dothideales; Saccotheciaceae. The record is from the annotation of a GenBank genome assembly.